This is a messenger RNA of Chironomus riparius, 916 nucleotides long. Lineage: Eukaryota; Metazoa; Arthropoda; Insecta; Diptera; Chironomidae. The record is from the annotation of a GenBank genome assembly.
GAAAUAUAGGCAGAUGGAAUGCCAUGUCUGAAUUCUUUCUGUUGUGGAUAUAGUUUAAAAUCGGGUGGAUCAUUUAUUGGAUAUUUCUCGAUAUUCAUUUACGGCAUUUUACUGUUACUGUGUAUAAUAGUUUUAUGGUGCAUAAAGUUAAGAAUUGACGAUGCAGGCAUUGGAAGUUGGAGUUUAUUUUAUCGAUUCUCAAAUUACAUUCGAGCACGGUCAAGUGAUAAUGAAAUUGAAGAAACCUUACAAGACUUGAAAAUCUUCAGCAUUUUCUUUCUCGUUUAUUGUUUGUUUCUAUUAUUUGGUAUCUUAUGUGCAUCGUUUCUGAUAACAGGAGCAAAACUUAGAAAACCUGGCUAUCUGUCUUGGUGGCUGACUUAUCAAAUUCUCUUCAUCAUCAUCAGUGCUGGAAUUGUCGUCAUAUUUGUCACAAUUAAAGAUGAACGCUACGGAUUAAUUUCUUACUUUAAAAAUUUCUUCUUUAAAAUUCUCAUCAUUGCAUUUGUCGUAAUUUAUUUAACUUUUGUAGCACUGCUAAUUUAUUUCUGGAUUAGUGUCUUAUCGCUGCAUACAUAUUUGAAGCGGGAGAAAAAGAGGAGAAAGGACAGCAGUGGUGCAAUUUUUGUUGAUAGCACAGCAGGAAUUUUAAAUGAGAACUUUCAAGGUGAUAGCAAUAACAAUAAUAACGGUGAUGAUAAUAAUAACAAUAAUAAUGCAAGUAGCAGCAACGAGCUUGCACCUAGACGCUCUAAUUCCAUACAAAUGAUACCUAUAACUCUAAGCAAACGGGAUAUGAAAGAUAAUGGGAAAAUUUUCAUAAUACGGGUUUAAAAAUGGAAUUGAAUUUUUUACUAUUUUUUUGUACAAAUUUUAUUUUGAUUAAGGCACAGUAAUAAAUGUCUUAGAUGUCGAA